AUGGUGAGAGGUGGAGAUUUGGCCCCAGAAGAAAAACCCAAACAUCGAACGCAAAAAUUCCGUUCAGAAUGGAUAACUGAUUGUGCACUUAGAGAUUGGAUUGAACAAGAUGCCAACGAGCUUAAAGCAAGGUGUACAUUUUGCAACGUCUCUAUGGUUGCCGAAUUAACUGUAAUCAAAAACCAUGGGAAAGGAAAAAAACACACGAGCAUUUUAAGUAGCGCGUCAAAACAAAAAUCGAUGAUGUGUUUUACAUCGAAAACCCCGUCAGUUCAAAAUAAAAUCAAUAAGUCUGUGCAACAAGCGGAAAUUAAAUUGGCUGGUUACAUUGCAGAACAUAAUAUUUCAUUCCUAGCUUCGGAUCAUUUGACGGAUUUGUUGAAAGACAUAUUCCCCGUUUCAGAUAUUGCUAAAUCAAUGUCGAUGAAGCGAACAAAGACUACAGCAAUCAUAAAAAAUGUAAUAGGCACCACACAGAAGAAUGAACUUGCUAGUAUACUAAAGGGUGUUCAUUUCAGUUUGUUGACUGAUGAAUCAACAGACAUCGGAACAGUCAAAACAUCGUGUGUAGUUGUGCGGUAUGUGUAA
Messenger RNA from Acyrthosiphon pisum (pea aphid), 588 nucleotides. RefSeq lists its product as uncharacterized. Bases 1 to 588 code for a protein of 195 amino acids. The record is from RefSeq and is a predicted model, not a curated record. Lineage: Eukaryota; Metazoa; Arthropoda; Insecta; Hemiptera; Aphididae. The transcript is spliced from 2 exons.